Messenger RNA from Mercenaria mercenaria, 1599 nucleotides. RefSeq names its product gamma-aminobutyric acid type B receptor subunit 1-like. Gene Ontology annotation, biological process: gamma-aminobutyric acid signaling pathway; G protein-coupled receptor signaling pathway. Lineage: Eukaryota; Metazoa; Mollusca; Bivalvia; Venerida; Veneridae. The coding region runs from base 1 to 1599 and encodes 532 amino acids. Gene Ontology annotation, cellular component: membrane; G protein-coupled receptor heterodimeric complex. Gene Ontology annotation, molecular function: G protein-coupled GABA receptor activity. The transcript is spliced from 11 exons. The record is from RefSeq and is a predicted model, not a curated record.
AUGAAAUUAGUCAAAGCGAUUUCGACUUUACUGGUGAUAACGCUGUGUUUAGUUGAGGCGGAGCAACGUGAGUUGCGGUUGCUGGGACUCUUACCUAUGUCUGGGAACGGUUCGACCACUGGAAGAUCAUGCCUUCCAGCUGUACAGAUGGCGGUUAACGAUAUUAAUGUACGGGAAGAUAUACUUGCAGAUUAUCAUCUGACGUAUAAAUGGACUGAUAGCAAAUGUAACUUCGGAACUCCAGUAAAUCGAAUGUUUGAAGCAUUUUGUAAUGAUCCACCUUAUGUCAUCUUGCUAGGAGAUGGAUGUUCGGUCGGAUCAGAGGCUACUGCUCAAGUUUCACAUCUCUGGAACCUAACACAGUUUUCCUAUAGUUCGCCGUCGCCAAUCCUGUCGGACAGAAACCGGUUUCCUUACUUUUUUCGAAUAGGAACACCAGACCAGAAGAUGAAUCUUGCAAGAAUAGCGUUGAUGAGAGAAUUUGACUGGAAGAAAGUGGCAACAAUACACCAAGCGUUAGAAUUCUUCUCCGUGGCAUUCAAGGUCGGUCUCUAUGGUCCAAAGAUAGUCUGGGUUUUUGCCGGAUGGUAUUCCACUAAUUUCUGGCGCGAGAAUCUGGACGAAGUGGAUUGUACCAAAGAGGAGAUGGAAGAAGCAGGAGAGGGUGCAUUCUUUACUGGACCAGUAUUCAAAAACCCGAUAGAAGAGAGAGGAGUAGCAGAUCUUACAGCUAAGGAAUUUGAAGAGCGGUAUUAUAGCCACCCCACAUACAAUGCGCUAUACAAAGACACUGACAUUGUUGCCCAUCAGUGCUAUGACCAUAUUUGGAUAGCGGCCCUCGCUUUAAACUGUUCCGAUGCGAGACUUAAACAAAUAGAAUAUCCAAAAACGCUUGAUAUGUUUACAUACCAGGAUUCCGAUAUCAACGAUAUUAUUUUCGACUGUAUGUCAAAGACAAACAUAACAGGCGUGUCAGGAAGAAUUGUUCUCUCCACAGAAGUUGAUCCUGAUAGAAUUUUGAAAAUAGAGCGUAUACAAGGUGGGAAGCGGCAUUUUGUUGGAAUGUAUAGACAAGACAUGGAUCCAUCAUAUUUCGACUGGAUAGAGGGUGCUAUUUUGUGGAAAGAUGGCAUUAUACCAAGAGACUCUACACUCAUCUUAGAAAAAGAAAAAGAUAUACCACCGUACCUAUUAGCAGUGAUGUCAUCAUUUUCUGGGCUCGGCAUUUUCUUAAGUGUGGUUUACAUGAUGAAAAAUGGUGUAGAAGUACGCCCAUUUGUCCGUGUGUGCGAGUCCAAAUACUCUCAAUAUUUUGAAUGGGCUUUGUACAUUACACAAGGUGCUCUUCUUACGUUCGGAGCAUUUCUAGCAUGGGAAACCAGAAAGGUAAAAAUAGAAGUACUAAAUGACACACACGAGAUUGGACUUUGUAUCUACAACGUGGUUAUUUUAAGUGCAGUGGGCCUGAUCAUGACGUUACUGAUGGAGGACAAAGAUGCCUUGGUGUACGUUAUUACAUCCGGUUGUAUUCAGAUUGGAACAACUUUUAUAGAGAUUGUCAUUUUCGUACCUAAGGUUGCAAAUGGUUUCAUGAUGUGA